Messenger RNA from Paramecium tetraurelia, 5016 nucleotides. RefSeq lists its product as uncharacterized. The record is from RefSeq and is a predicted model, not a curated record. Gene Ontology annotation, cellular component: nucleus. Lineage: Eukaryota; Ciliophora; Oligohymenophorea; Peniculida; Parameciidae. The transcript is spliced from 3 exons.
AUGAAUUCUUAAAUAAUAGUAUUUAUACUAUUAUAAAUUGCUUUUUUGGUUAAUUGCCUUAUUUAUGAACCAGAUCAACUUAUUUUUACAUCAGCUUAUGAUGAAGAUUAAUUUAAAGAUGUUUGGGAUAUAAGUUUAAAUAGAAAUCAAGACUUUGACGAUGUGCAAACCUAUGCUUAUGGAUUCUGGUUAAAAUACUCAUUUGUUUAUCCAAAAUACUUGGAAUAACAAAAGGAUUGGCAUUCAAUAAGUAGAUUAACUGCUCGAUAGAAUCACACUGAUUAUUAACAUCCUUUAGAUAGAGCUUUGUCAGUCUGGCUGAGUAAGGAUUUUUAUCACUUCACUACUUACACCACUGAAUACCCAGAGAAGUUUUAUAAUGCUAAAUAUGAGAGGGAAUAAUUAGAUGGUAAAUGGACUUUUGUUUACUUUGGAUACUCCUAUUAAGAAUUUUUGGCUAGAGGAUAUAUAUUGUUUGAUGAUGAUAAAUUUGAAGAAGCACUCAUUCCAGCAAAACAUUAUAGAUUGGACUUCCUCAGAUUUUUAAUUAAACGAGAAUUUAAUAAUUAUGCCUUCAAUGGGUUCUAUUGCAAUAUAUUCCUUUUAAUCAAUGAGCAAUAUCCUAUUACAGCAGAAGAAUUGAAAAUUUAUGCGUAUGAGUAAUAUCCGUUAUUGUUCAAUUUAAAUGAAAUAUUUUAAUAAUAAACAUUAUUAGAACAUCAGGAAGAGACAUUUUAUGAUAAACAAAUAUUUAAAUAGUUUGAGUUUUCAGAGAUUGAUCCAUUAUAGUACUCAAUUUCAGGAUGGUUGAAAUUUAAUACUCCAAUUGAAUUUAAAGAUCAUAAUUUAGUUCUGCGAUUAAGCCAUUCCAAAAAACUCAACUAAGGAAUUUUUGAUAAAAUCUUUUAUUUAAUUUCAAACGAUCAAGGAUACGAAUUUGAAAGCUAUAAUUGCAUAGACAAUUGUAAAAUAAUCAAUUGGAAUAUACCAACUGAGAAUUAAGAGAAACAAUGGCAUUUUGUGUAUAUUGCAUACGAUGCAAAUCGAAAUAAGAUUUUUCAAUUUUGGAAAUUCGAGGAGAAGGCUUUUGUAAUCCAUCAUGAGUAAAUUCAUCAUUUUUAACUCCAUGGAAUUUAUGUUAAUUUAUAAAAGGAUGAAUAUGAUCCUGGUUUUAAUGGAUAUCUAAAAAGGUGGACAUUUAAUUACGGUGCUGGUGCAUAUCAAGAGAGUGGUUUUGAGGAUGACUAAAUACUUCAAGCAUAAUUAGGAUUGAUAGAUUUUAAUUCUCUAAAUAAGACUGAGACUUGGAAAUUUUAGCAAAGCAAUUUGAAUAUAGAUAUCAAUUUGAAUUAGGAUUUGUAAGAAAAUGAGAUUGAUCCUUCUCAUUUCCAAACCAAUUCCUUUGAAUAUGGUUAUGGAUUCUGGAUGAGAUUUCUUUACAAUUGUCCAUCAAAAAUUGAUAGUCUCACUAAUUAAACUUUAGGAUUGUCAAGAUUCGGAACCACUUAGCAGUAUAAAUAAAAUAAUAAUCUGGGAGAGAGUACUCUUUCAGUUUAUAUAUAAAAUAAUCGAAUAUAAUUUGAAUCUUAUAGUGUCCUAGAUAAACAAUAAAAGUAGUUUUACAUCAAUACUCAUUUAGAUAAUGAAUGGCUGUAUUUAUAUACAGGAUAUAAGAGAAUCUAUAAAGAACAAGGUGUUUUUCUUGGUUGUAUAUACAAUAUUAAGGGAGUUAAUAAAUGCACAAAUAGUUAAAAUGAUAUUGUGCAUUAUUUAAUUGACAAUUAUCUAUUCUUUUCUAUUGGUUCCAUCGGAUCAAGAUUUUAAGAUAUCAAACACUUUAACGGAGAUAUUUAAGAUGCAAACCUAUACUUUGGUAAAGAUAGUAUUAUACCGAAAUUUAACAAAUAAAAGACAUUUCCAGAGAACAUUGCAUCUAAUAAUUGGAUUUUUAAGUAGGUUGAAUAGUUCUCUAAUGAUCGACUUGAUAAAAUGCCUUCUGAAUAUAAAUUAAAUGAUGUUGUCUCAGAAUAUGGAGUUUAAUUAUGGUUUAAAAGCAUUGGGAAAACAAAUAAUGAGUUUUAGUUUAUAUUUUUGUUGUCAACUAAUGAGUAUAGAGAUUAGGUUUCAAAGCCAGGAGAUAUUACUUUGGGAGUGAAGAUGGAUUAAAAUAACAAUUUAUAUUUUUUGAGCUAUUCAUUCGAUAAAGAUGAUUACUUGUAAUAACAAGAGAAGAAAAUAGAAAUAGAAAAUGAAUAAGAUAAAAAAUAAUGGACCUAUAUAUACUUUGGACACAAGAAACAUGUUUGUCUUUAUUUCAUAUAAACAAAAACUAAAAGAGUUAAAAAUUCAUUUGAAUGUUUCCAUCAUGCCUCUAAAUAUUUCCUUGUUUAUAAGGGGUUUGAUGGAAAAGAAAAUGAUUUAUAAGGAGACAUUGACUAUUUUAAAGUUGAUUUUGGGUUAGGAUCAUUUCAAUCACAAUUCCAUCAUCUAACAGAAGCAUUUAAACAAGGAUUGAAACUCUUUCCAACUUCCUUUGAGUGGAAAGGCCAAUUUAAUAAAAUUAUUAAUGUACCAUCAAUUAAAUCUGGAUUCCAAUAAGUAUUUGCUUCGAAUUCAAAAAUAAGUAUGGAUGGCUAAAGAAAUUAUGGAUAUGGAUUUUGGUCAAGAUAUUUAAGAGAAUUCCCAGAAUUAGUAAAAUAGGAAGAUAAGGAGUAAUACAUCUCAAUUUCAAAUUUAUAUUGUAUACAGGCUCAAAACAAGGAACUUGAAAUUAUCUCCUUAUAUUUGAGCUAAGAUAAAAAGUAAUAUAAGGUGAAGACUUAUGAUUUAAAUACACACAAGUAUCAAAUUGGGACAUUCCAAUUAUUGAAUUAAUAAGAGAAUGUUUGGAACUAUGUUUAUUUAAGUUAUAAUGCAGAUAAAUAGUAAGUGGUUGGAUUUAUUCAUCACUAUAAAGAAAAUAGAGUAAUAAGGGUGAUUCUUAAGGACAUUUCUCAUAAGAGCAUAAAUGGGAAAGCCAACUUCAAUUUAGGAAGAUUUUUGAAUUAUGAAGGGUUUAAUGGUCAGAUCAGUAAUCUUAUAAUCAGAUUUGAUGGGAAUGCUGUUGUAGAUAAUAUUCAAUAAUUCUAAAGUUUGGUUGAUUCAUCAAAAUAAAUAGAGUCUAAUGAAAAGUUACAAGUGUUUAAAUUCAUCACUCUGAAAGAAGAAUCUUAGUUUAGUUAACAUAAUGUAGGAUUAAAAGAAAAUUAUUUUCCUGAAGAAUACUCAGUUUAUGGCUGGUUUAGACCUAAUCCUAGUGAAUUAAACAAAUAAUUAAUUUAAGAUAAUGUCAUAAAGGAGUAAUAUGAGUUUGAAUAAAUUGUAUUACAAUUAAGUUCUUGUUUAGAAUAAAAUGAGGAAUAAAGGUUUCGUUUUUAAAUUAGAAUAUCUUAAAAUGGAUAUUAAUUUGUUACUUAUUCCAUAAAUGAAGAAUCACCUGCUAUUUCUUGGAUCCAAAAUAUUCUAUUGGAUGCUAACUUUGGUACUUGGUGUUACUUUUGGAUGGGUUAUUCCUAAAAACUAUAAUAAGUUAAUGUGUACUUCAAGAUAAUAGAUUCGGUUGAAACUAAGGUUUUCAAUUAUAUUCAACAUCAUUUGACAAAUAAAUUUAUUCUGCUUUUAAGUUCUUAAGUGUAAGAUCAUGCCUUUGAUGGAGAUCUGGCUUAAAUAGGAAUGGAAGUUGGAAGUGGAUCAUUUAAGGAUAAAGCCAAUCUCCCAGAAUUUGAACUCAAAUUAAUCUAGAAAGCAUAUCAAUUCAAAGACUAUGAAGGUGAUUUCGAUAAACUAAAUAGACUCAAUUUAAUAUAAGGUAAGAAUGAUCUAAUUGGAUCUACCUAAUAUACUGUUUAGUUGUGGACUAGAUGGCUUAAUGAAAUAUCUGAUGAUUCUUUUCUAGAUCAAAAUAGUGUGUUUAGAUUUUCCAGAAAUUAAUAAUAUGAGAAUUGCGAUGAGAAGGGGGAUAGAACUUUAAUGGUUAUUAUUACUACAAAAUCUUAUGAAUUUCUAACAUAUAAUGUGGUAAGUGAUUAAUGCAGUGAAAGUAAAGAAAUAUCCUAUUAGCAAUUAUUUGAAGGGUAAUGGAAUUUAAUUUAUUUUUCAUAUUCUAAUACCUAAGAUUUUAUAGGAGCAAAAGGUUUUGUGUAUUUCUCAAAAACUGGAUAGUCUAAAGAAUUAGAAUUCAAUGUUGAACAUCUGCCAUUAACCAGUUAAGCUGUACUUACAGUAGGUUAAAGGGAAUUUACUUAUGGUAAGUUUUUUGGAUAAAUGCAUGACAUUUAAGUGAAGAUUGGCUAUGGGUUUGAGGAAGACAUUACAAGCAUCCUAGAGACUACUACUAUACCUGAUUUGGAGACUAACCAAUUUAACAAACAUAAUUUAGUUUAAGUUGAAAGCAGAAUUGAUCAGGUUGUCAAUAAGAAAUUCAAAUCAAAUCUAAAUUUAGAAAGACAAUAUUCCUUAUAUGGAUGGUUUAAAUAUGAUGGCAUUACUGAAUAUGGCUAAUUCUCUAUUUUAGCAAGAGUUAGUACAGAGCCUUUGUUAUCAAAAAAACUAUCAGAUCAAACAUUCUUGAUACUGGUUAAUCAACAUACUAUUUAAUUUAAAUCUUAUAAUUUAUUACCACAAUAUAGUACAUGUGAUGAGACAUUUGAAGUUAUAAAGAAUUAUGACUUUGUCCAACAAGAGAAAUAAUAAUGGAUAUUUUUUUAUAUUGGAUACAAUUUUGAUUCAAAUUCAUUGCAAAUAUAUUUGAAAUACAAUGAAGAUUUACAUGAUCAAUAAGAAUUACUGCAAAACAUAUAUCAUUACUUGCCCUUGUAGUUUUAUGUUUUCAUAGGAGAGGAUGAUAUUUAUUCAAAAUAUUCAGGUUUAAUAGAUGAUAUUAAUUUAUUAACUGGAUAAUCAAGCUAUAUCGAUUCAAAUAUCUAUUAGCAAUUUGGUUCUCUUAAUUAAAAGUAUAUUGAAAAUGUUUUGAAAUGA